GAUUGGAUCGUUUUUUUCGGAAAAGAUCGAAACGGUUUGGCCCUCAUCAGUCCGUGCGGUAAUCCGUGUUCACAAACGAUUGGUGCGGAGUCGAGCCAAGGAAUAAUAACGACGGGGCGAUUGCUUAUUGGGUUAGUGCUGUCGAGCGUUUCUCAUUUACUGAGGGCGAAGUUAAGCUGGCUGCAGGGGAAAAAAGUUUUUUAUUUCGAUCCUUUGUGAAAAACAAGUGGAUUAGCGUAAUUGGUGAUUGCGGAAUUAAGCUAAGCGGAACCGGUCGCUAUGCUUCGAUUGCUCUAAACACAGAUUAACCGCAAUCAAAAGAAUGCUGGGUGGAACUCAUACUGGUGACCGAUAAACGAUAACGCACAGUUUGUCUCCUGCGUACUGAAAAUGAAGCUUAAUUGUGACCACAGAAACAGUAGAGUGCUUCUAAAAUUGAGCAGAGCUCAUCAUUCCUGUUCGGUGGAGCUUACUAACGUUGUCUCGACACGCAGAAUCUCAUCGGCUCCAGUGAGACGUGUUUUCAUCCAGCCAUUCUUCGCUGGAUCGACGCAAGUGAAGGAACCAACACAUCAUCCAGCAUUUCCAGCUGGCUGCUGAUGGGCAGCGGAAAAGCCGAAUAACAGCUCACACAUCGAGUUGCCUCCCGGGAGAGUUUGGGGGUGAAAGUAACACUAACCGACUGGCAAGCAUCGCACUUCACACGAAACGUCGUACCGUACCGACACCCAGUAAUAGUAGAACAACCACACGAAUAAAGUUCGCUUCAGCGCCGCUAGAAAAACGCUCCCACGCCGCUUGAACGGAGAUUAAAUUAAAAGUGCCAAGUGGAAAUGAGUCUAAAAACUCCGCAUAAGCAUCCGUAGGGUUCGCAAUUGAAGCAAACCGGCAGGGCCAAAGUGUAAAGUUGAAGCAGAGAAUAACAAUAAUAGGGAAAACGAGUGAACGUGUUCGCUCCCUCCUCACUUCACGUCCGCGCCACAGUCAGUGCAGUGUUCCAAUUUCGAAGAUCACAUCGAGCAGAGGAGGGGUUUCGCGUGGCAAGGAUCACCCACCAGAGGGCGUUAAAUCCGAUAAGCGAGUGAGACUUUUGCGAGAGCGUAGAUUGUAAUAACAGCAACAAAGUCCUGUCGUCGUCGACAACAACAGCAGCAGCAGUAGCGGUAGCAGCUUCGGCACCUUUGGCAAAUUUUUCAAGGAUUCCCAUUAGCCGCCAACUGGUUGUCGGAUUUUCUGUGUGAAAGGUGAUUUUUUUCGGUUCAUCGCCAAACCUUCCCACUGGAGGAAUAAUAUUGGAGUUUGGGUGGCAGCAGGACCGGUUAACAACGGCACCGGGCGUGUGAAGUUCUAUCUCGUAUGCAUACGCCAAGCACUGGUGCCCCCACUGCAGACAUCAGCGUAUGAUAAAGGAGUGAAAAACGGUUGCACACAACGGAACCGAAUAUGUGGCUCCCAGCGGUUAUGGAUUUACGGCUCCCGAUUCUCUGUUUGCUGAUAGUAGCAGAAUCAUCGCUAGGAUUACGUAACGUUCGCGUCACUGUGCCGACAGCUAUUCGGAAGGGGGAGUCAGCGCAUCUGUAUUGCAACUACGAGAUGGAGGACAAGGAACGGCUCUACUCAAUCAAGUGGUACAAGGGCAAACGGGAGUUCUAUCGGUACACACCCCAGGAGCAACCACCGAUGAAGGUGUUCCGAUCGGCCGGCGGAGUGGAGGUGGAUAAUUUACUAUCCAACGAAAGCCACGUCGUCAUCAAAGCAGCAAAUGUGUCGGGCAAAUUCAGUUGUGAAGUGUCAGCGGAUGCCCCAUCCUUUCACACCAUUAUCGUUUCCGGUGACAUGGAAGUAAUAGAACCACCAGAGGACAAACCGUCAAUUAUCGGAGUGCAAACACGAUACCGUCCGGGGGACAUUCUGAGAGCCAACUGUUCAUCGCUACACUCUAAACCAGCAACAAAUCUGACGUGGACAAUCAACGACGUUCCGGUGCUGCAGCAACAGACCCGACAAUACAGACCGAUCCGAGAUGUCAGCACGGGACUGGAAACGUCAAUACUGGGGAUCAACGUGAUGGUCUCCCAUAGUCACUUCGUUAAAGGGAAGCUGAAGCUCAAAUGUGAAGCCUCGAUACAUCAAAUCUACCAUGAAAGUACGGAGCGGCAAAUAGAGGAAGAUCGGCCGCUGAUUAUGUCCAGUGGGCACAACUUGUUUCACAGUAGCGUUUAUGACGGAGAGCUGACCGACCAGGGCGAUCGGUAUCUCACUAUGAAUGGCUUUAAAGCAGACAAAUCCUCUCCCCCGACAACGUCGUCCGCCGGCAUGAUGGUCGGUUCAUACGUGAAGGUUUGCUGGAUCACCUUCUACAUCUGCACUAUUUGCACCGUACUGUUGUAUUCGCUGCGGGUCGGAAUAUCCUGAUUGUACAAUCUGAAGGAGAUAAUCAAAAUAUAAACGCCCACACGCGGCGCCUUCCUUCGCCAAAUCCUGGAACAUACCAGCUAGAAAUCGACCCGAUAGAAGAGAAAACCAGAAAUGAAGAAAAUAUAAACCUAAACAGAACACAACAUAAACCGAGUGCAGAUGAAUUCAUCGAAUCUGCUGCGAGUGAGUCUCCGAUAUCUAGGGGAAAGAUAGAAAAUUGAGAAAUUUGUGAAAUAACAAACAACGCCAUCCUUUGCUUCCAGAACGCUUUGCCCUUCACAACACCGAUCUUGUACCAUAUAGUGUAUUAUCGAAGUAUCGUACUUCCCCCAAACCAAUGUAUCGUCAUAACAUGGACAACGAUUUUGCUAAAGCGCGAAGCGAGAACGACUAGGAGUGCUAAAUUAACGAUGCAAUCCGACUACUAACUAGUGGCCGGUUCGCGGUGAUUGCCGCUGCACUUCUCUAGCCAAAUGGGAUCGAAUUGAAUACCGAGGAGCAGCCAACGAGUGGCAAUGACGAUGAUGAUGAUGAUGAUGAGCAUAGUUUAGUGGAGUUUAAUUAAGUGCGCUGCCAUAGAUGUAGAGCUACAGACAACCGCACACACCCACACAGGUUGUGUGGUCCUUCGCAGGUGGUUGAAUGGUCGAAUGUGUUGGUAGGAAAGCGAAGCGAGUGUUUUGGUUUGCUGCCCUGUGUGAUGGAUCGCUGAAGGGCUGGUACUGAUACUGUCAUAUGUUAGGGAAAGAGCUGUAAAAAAACUAGCCAUUAAAAAACGUAUCUGAAAGCCCAUUAAAUAGUUGAAAGUAAUUACAUUAUAUGAAACAAUACCUUCUAAACUGGAUGACAUAUAAAAGAUUACGGUAGAUAGGAAGAGUGAUUGUUGUACAGUUGUUUGUUUUUUGCUUAGAAACUUGAUUUACAAUCCGAAAUUUAAAUUAUUCUGAAAAACAAAAAUUAUUUGAUGCUAAGCAAAAUAAAUUUCUCAAUUAAAAUUUCUAUUGAAUCAUGCAUAUUAAGUGAAGUAAUUUAAAUAAGUUUGAGUAAAAUGAUUUUCGUCGAUUCAAUGUUAAUGAUUAAAAAGACAAUUUUUUUACGAUUUCUGCUGACGCUCUAAAUGCAAUCAAAUUGGAAAUUGGAAAUGGAACUGCGUUUUUAUCCCUCAUUUCAACGUUUGAAACCCUCUCUUUUGUAUCUUCUUUUUCCGAAAAACACCACUGUGAAGCAAAGCUACCAACAUUUUCAAAUUUAUCAACUACUUCAAACGUACCCCUAUUUAUUAUCAUCUCUAAAUUGAAACCACAGAGUUAAAAAGAGUUUACUUUUUCUUUAUAUAUACAUCUAUAAUAUUUUUCUAUAGCUUUGAGGCCGAUAACAAACAAAUGGAACUUCGAGAUAAUGGUUCCACUACUUUGUCCGCUAUUUCUCCCUACUGCUCUUUACAUGGCAAUAUUGAACUACAGGUUCAGAAGCCCAAUCAAAAUUACGCUAGCUAUUCUUACUCAUGAUGGGAAAUAGUGCUCUAUAAUUAGAUAUAACUCACUAUGCUUAACUAAAUCGUACGCUGUCUUGAAAUCUGUAAUAAAAUGAUGAGCAAGAAAGUUUUAUUUGACUUGCAGAUCCUCCCUCACCUCUCAGUUGGUAACACGACUGACUGCCAUGUGUGGCUGUUUCUAGCGCUUGCUGUGCUGUAUUACAAACCUUGCAGAGAAUUUUCCUCUGCUGUUUCCAGCUGGUUAACCAUUCGAGUGGUUUCCAUAAUAACUCUGUAGGUUGAUAAUCGCUCAAUGAUCAGCCGUAUUCUUCUUAAGGAACUCUUGAGGAGUGCUUCCUCAUUUAUAUUUCUGCAGAUAUUUUCGACUACGGUGAAGUUUUCCAAUCACGAGCAACUCUCAUGAUUUGUAGCAUGGAGACAGUCUUUAUCAGCAAUGAGUAACAAGAACUUCUCCCCACAACUUGUACAUUUACAUUUCUGAUGGCGAUUUCGGGUGAACAGACAGCGGGUGAAAUUGGUUCAAUACCACCUACUAGAGUUAUUUCCAGAAAUAAAAUUUUCUUGUAAAUCCGAAUCGGAAUCAAAUACAGUCGCCAUUUUAAAAUCCAAGAUGGCGACCUUCAGAUUUAGAAAUAUAAUCAAAAACAGUCAUAUAAUCCAAUAUGGAUAUUUUCGGAACCUACAAAUCGAAAAUCGAUCCCAGACGAUAUGUUGAAAUCCAAGAUGGCAACUUCUUGUUUCUAGCAAAAAGAGUGAAAUAGUUAAAAACUAUUCAUUAUAGAUAUUCUGAAACAAGGAUUCGAGUUAGAAACCAGAAAUCAACUUUAGUUGCCGUUGGCUAUAACUUCGCCAGGGACAUGUGAUACGGAAGUGCAGUCUCUGUGUGUUCGAGGAAGAAACGAACCGACGUCUGAACUUAAACUUGGGUACGUUGUUGAUCAUUGGACGAAUAAAUUUUCUUUUUGGAUAAAUUAAAGUAGAGAAAUGCACUGACCCACCAUUCUUUUUUUUUGGCUCCAGAGUUCAUUUAGUUGUGCAGUUUGAUUCACUGUUCCCUAUAUGCAUCCUGUGUUUGCGGGAUGUAUAGCGGCUACUGUGCAUCCACACUGUGCUUCCAGCUUCACCUUUUUGUUUUCUAAUUAUUCUUUUACGUACAUUCCCUUCUCAUUUCACACUGUUUUGGUUUUUCGAGGCACGCUACUCUGCUAUUCAUGGUUAAUUUGGAUUACCUCUAUUGAUUGCGGUUUUCGUAAAUCGCUUUUUAGUCUGUGCCCUGAAAAUAAACUCACUCAGACAAUUUUUUCCUUACUUAUCAUAUGUAAAGGAUAAACUCUAAAUAUGGCUUUAUCAGGAACCAAUAAACUUUUCCAAACACUUCACAUCUCUUUUUUUGUUGAGCAGCAACUUACACUCUUUUUUAUAUAUGAACACUCCUUUUUAACAAUCACAAUUAUUUUGAUUUCACUGAAAUUAUUCUGAUGUUAUGAUGAAUUUUAUCCCGCCGCUGUCACCAAUGCAAUAUGGUCUAGAAACUGAAUUUAGAGGGAAGUUUGGAUCUAGAGCUCGAUGGCAAUAUUUGUUCCACAAAGUUGUUACAUAUGAUGGAGCGCCAAUUGUAAAAUAAUCAAAAAAUAGGGUGACUCGCAUUUUAUAUAAAAUCAAGUACCUAAGUUUUUGCAUUUUUGUAGAUAGAAGAAGAAGUUAUUCUACAAUAAUAUAGCUCCCUUAAAAUUAAGCAACUUUGUACAGAAAAGUUUUUCUCUAUCUUUAAAAAUAACCGAUUUAGAUCAAAAAAAAUUUUUUCGCUUCAACUUGUUUCAAUUUUCACAUUUUAACUACCCAUAGACGACUUUUAAGACUUUUCGAGAAAACAAUCUCAAUCUCUUGUGUCUCAAUUUGAUAGGCAUAUUUAUGCCAAGAAAUUUUGAAAAACAUGUUUUUUUUUAAAUUGAGUAAAUUUAAUUUGAAAACAUAACUAUAAUUGUAAUAAUUUUAAAUUUUUUAAAUGUAAAAGCACACAUUUUUCUCGGUAUUUUCUCUUAAAAUAAGAAAUAAUUACCUUUAUUUUGACCCAAAAGAGAGGAAAAAUCGAUCAACUGGUUCAAAAGUUAUGAAUUUAAAAAAAUCAUUGACUAUAGUCGUUUUUUACGGUCACCCUUUUUUGGAACUGGUAGCUCAAAGUGCUUCAAUUGUGCCCAAAAUUGCAGAUAUGAAUCUUUUUCGAAAACAACAGAACCGGUAUUUUUUCGUUAAGUCCACCACUGAAAGCUCCGAGAUAGAACUUUUAAUUUAAAAAAGAUUUAAAUCUUAUAUAUAUAUAUUUUUUAUGUUUGCCCCAAAAGGAAUAACGAACAAUUGAAAAAGGCAUAUUUUUAUGAGAGACAUAAUAACUUUGAGUAGAAUUGAGACAUUACCAAUGUCAGCAAUGCAAAUUGUUUCUCUUGAUAAGCCCUUAAAUAAGAGCGAAAUUUUUUUUUCUUCAAUCUAAACCAGUUAUUCUCAAAGAUAGAGAAAAAAUUUUCUCUGCAAAGUCGCUCACAUUUAACGGAUCUAUAACAUUGUAGAACAACUUUUUCUUUUAUCUAUAAAGAUAAAAAAGUUGAAUACCUGAUUUCAUCAAAAGUUUGGGUCACCCCUAUUUUUGAGAAUUUUUAAAUAGGCGCUUUAUUAUAUGUAAUAAGUUUGUGGUAGAAAUUUUUUUUCUAAAAUAUUGCUAUCGAGCUCUAGGUUCAAAUUUCCUCUUAAAUUCGGUUUCAGGAUCAUUGUGCACUGGUCGACAAAAGCGAAAAAAUGUUGCUCUUCAGCUCAGAAUACUUGUCCCAAAAGACUACUGCUUUUUAACCAUUCUUGUGAAAUCGUGUAUGCAGAAGUGCAUCGGAAUGUUGCAGAGUAAGUGCUCACCGGGUUCGUCGUUUUUACUUUGACUUACGGCAAGACUCAUUCAAGUAUCUCUUCUAGGGUUACCAACAUUCACAGAAAUGCAAAAAAUAUUUCCAAUCACUUCACAACACUUUCUUCUCCCGUUAAGCAUUAACUUUCAAUUACAAAUUUAUUUUUGUUUUACCGAAAUUAUUUUAAUGUAAUGAUACUUGGGAAAUUUUAUCCCGCCGCUGGCACCAAGUCCGAAAAGGCAAAAGAGGGAGCUUAAUUCUGUAGCGCUUCUCACUUUCAUUCUAGCUAAAUAGUGUCCACGUAACAAUUGUUCGUAUGACUGAACUGCAUAAUCUUAAAUUGUCCAAAGUUAUGUUAAGUUUACUAUAUUGAAAAUAAAAGAAAUAACUUUUUACUGUUAAGAGAUAGAGGAGUAAUAUAUUCAGCGAAUUUGUAGAAGAGUUAACAAUUUGAAACUUAACUGAACAAAUAAAAUUCCUUUCUCCAUUACAUUUAAGGUCAUAAAGCAUAUAAACUUAGGUUAUUUAAUAUUUAGUGUUCUAAACUUAACUCUUGUUAGUCGUAUUUUACAAGAAAAUGUUUUCCGGUGUUGUACUUGGCCAUAUAAAACACACAUUUUUGCCAAAGACUACAUAUUAAAAAAAAAAACAAUAUAAAAUAUGCUAUAAUUUCACAAGAAACAGUAAGAUAAGAUAUAUUUGGUCUUUGUCUUAUAUUAUAUAUAAGUAAGAUAUAUUUGGUCUUUGACAAAAACGUGUGUUUCAUAUGUACCAACAAUUCCUAUCGACAACGUUUCUUGUAAAAUGCAAUCCACAAAAGUUAAGAACGAAAAACUUUUUUUCAAGUAACUGCCAUAUAAAAACACUAUAACUCCGUGGCAGAUAGUAGUUUUGUUUAUUCAGCAAAGUUUCAUAUUUUUACAUAUUCUAAAAUUUCGUCAAAUAAACCAUUCCUGUAUCUCUUAAUAAAAAAAGGAAUUUCUUUUUAAAUAUAUGCAAACCAACUGUAAUAUAUACUCACCGCACUCUAAAAUGGGUGAAUUGGGACAAAUGGAAUCUACAAUAGUUUGACAUCGUGUUUUUUCACUUGCCCUUUUUCACCCUACAUUUCAUAAAGUUAUAGAAUAACAAAGGUUUGUCCCUGUGAGUAUAGGAAAGAAAAAAUAUCUGCUUUUAAGAAAAGAAUUCUUUUUUCAGACUUUUUUUAUCGUUCUUAAUUACAACGAAAAAGAAAAUCCAACCAUAUUCAUUCUUCGUUAUUAGCUUCUACAUUUAGGCCAUGUGGCUGUUAUUUACUUAUUCGACUUAGGUCAUACGUAGGGAUACCAUCCGUCCUGAUUUAGCAGGACAUGUCCUGAUUUUAAGACCCGUUUGGAGCGUCCUGAUUUAUUUUUCAUGUUUUAGCAUUUGUCCUGAUUUUUCUGAAUGAUGCCGGAUGUUCAGAAAUGUUGAAGAUUGUUCAGUACUUUUACUUUGACUCCGGAACGAAACGGACUCAUUUUGAACGAUUUUUUUUUCUUUGGUUGAAUUUUGACGAGAGAAAUUGUCUAGUCUUUGCAACUCUCAACUAUCUGACUUUUGGGUCCUAAAGCUAUCCAGCUUCUUACGCAUCAUAAUGGCGGUCGCUAUAAUGCGUGUUCGUAAUAUGCUAACCUCUGCUAACGUCAGUUUUGGGAUUUCUGAGGAAUUGGCGACACAAAUGUUGCCAGAUUUAUUUCUCUUUUGAUGAAAUACGUGAAGACUUUAAAUUGACGUGAGCAGAGUUGUCAAAAGUGUGGGUGAUUUAAUACGAACUUUGCAUUAUAGCGUCCGCCAUUAAGGCGCGUAAAAAGCUGGAUAUCAAUUUUUAUAUAUCAUUUAAAAAAGCCGCGUUUUCUAGCAAAACGUGAUUUUAAAAAAAUAUUUAUCGUUUUUCUUCGAUUUUUGGAUGAAGAUUAAAAACCUGCUCGAAAUGUCUUAAAUGACAUUUCGCACUGGUAUAUGGGAGAACUGUCAUUUAAGGUAUUUCGAGCAGCAUGUUAUGUUUUAUUUAAAAAUCGAAGAACAAUUAUAAACAUUUUUCAAACAUCACGUUUUACUCAGAAAGUUGCUCUCUUUUAACUUAUAUAUAAAUAUCAGAAAACCGUGUAAAACUUAAGGACCCAAUUUUAAACAGUUUACGUAUGCUGCAUUUUUUAGGUAUCUCCUAACGCCUAAUGAAUGAAAGUUGCAAAAUUGGAUCAUCUGAGAAAUACUUUAGAUAAAUGAAUGAGUGUUUCGGCGUGUUUUGAAGUGCAAUCUCAAAUUGCGUGUUUUAUAUAUUGAUACCACAAAAAAUUUGUACCGGAAAAAGUUGUCCUAAUUUUUAACCCCGACCGAAUGGUAGUCAUACGGCCGACGUUGUUUGUUUUCCAUGGAAAAUAAGGUGUCAAAUAUCGCGAGAGAAUGGGAGUCAAUUGUACUGUUUUUCCCAUGGGAACUAAAUGCUAUGCGCAUUAAACGCAUUAGUGUCGCAAAAUUAGAAAAAAGAUACUAUUUCAGACUACGGAAAUUUCUAUCGAAUGUCCUAACGUCUGUGCAUCAUCUUGAUCACUUCAAGCUGUUUUCCGGAAAAAUUGUUUGCAUUUGUAUGGGAUCCCUCUUUUCUUUCAGAGUAGGAAAGGGUGCCAAGCCACCAGAAAUCUAUGUCUUGUCCCCUAGAACCUCCUCGUGUCAAAUUUGGUUCUAUUUGCUUGAUUAGUUCUCGAGUAAUGCAGAAAUUUGUGUUUCAUUUGUAUGGAAGCCCUAUCUUUCAGAAAAGGGAGAGAUUUCGAAACAACAAUUGAAAUAUUUCCAGCGUCAUUAAACUUCUAAACGACACAUUUGGUUUCGUCUCCUUGAUUAGUGAUUAGUUCUCGAGUUAUUCAGAAACGUGUGCUGUUGAGUUGAAUCUUGACAUACAGAGUGCGACUUAUUUUUAUUUAUAUAAUGAAUAAAUUGGAAGAAUAUGAAAUAUUUAUGAUAAUUUGAAAUAUUUAUAAUUAUUUCAUACCACCAACACUGCGUUUAGUAUAAUUGUGUUGCAAUAUGUGCUUUUUUAUUGAAAUUGUUAUUAAGUAUUGGAGAAAAUUUCUCCUGAAGAAUUAUAAUACUCCUUCAAUUACAAGUUAAGAUAAACUUCCGACUAUUUUCAUAAGAAGGUUGAAAAAAUAGAGAGUGCUUGAUUUCAUAAUGUUAACUUCAUCGUUGUUUGUUCAUUUUUUUUAUAAAAAUUAAUAGACAAGCUGUAUCUUUUACCUUUUAGUUACUUCUUGAUCGGUUUAUCAGUGUUAAAGUUGUGAUUUUUUUCCAAAAUUAUUUUUAUUUUAUUUUAAUUUAUUUUAAUUAAUUCUUAGCUAUACAAUUUCAUGCUUAGAAACAAUGCACCGUUUGGUGGAGCAAAAUUCUAAGAUUAAACAACUCGCAAGGCUUUAAUUCCCAUUCUCCUUAAACGCAAUGGUAUUAAAACGAUAAACUUUUUCAAUAAACUUAGAAUGCUGGAAGAACGUUUCAUCUGGUAUUCGAUAUCAGAAGCAACGAAAAACUAAAAAUUCGAAUCUCCAAUUCCAGCUUUCAGAAAAAAUGCAACUAAAUAUCUGAGAAAUAUACCGAAAAAACGUAUAUCAGUAUCAGUACAGUCGCUCAAAUUUCCAUCAAAUAGCAUCAAACCGCUAGGAACAAGUACAUAAAUAGUCAUUCACAAUCACGUUGAAUUAGUAAAUAGCCAACAAAACAGUUUGAACCUAAAGAAAGAUCGUUCAUGUUUGGAUAAAUUUAAACAAAUGUUCCUUUUCAAUUAAAAAAAAACGUAUUCGCUGUUUAGGUAAUAUUGGCACGCGCAAGAGGUAGUGAAAAGUAAAUAAUAACUUUUCAGUUUUCUAAUGUAUUCGUUAACUUUUGAAUGAUAUUCUAUUCAUCUUGUUGUGAGAAGAGCAAAUUAAACCAGAGGUUGGAAAAUGAAUGAGAACAAAAAGUCAAGAACAAAACCGAAACCUGACCCAGGGCCUAGCCCAGCGCUGCUGUAAAUAGAUGUAGAAUAAGUAUCCCUUACGCACACACAAUAGGAAGCAAACUAGAAACAAAAAUUCAAUUGUUUCUACCAAUUGUUUGUGAGCCCCAAGGCAUGCGUGGAAGAAACCUGGCAGCGCACCGCAACUUUAGAAUCGUCCGUAAACAAAACAGUCAGCAGCGAAAAAUCAAACAAACUUAUUAACUGUGUAUAUAAACGAUCAAAAACUCUGAUAAUUAACUAAGGUGUUGUACAGUGAAAGAAGUGUACACACAUUCGUUUGUGCGUUUCGUAUUACAAUGUACACCAGGCGAAAACUUUAUCCUGCUCCAGGUGUGGAACACGCCGCCGCGUCGCGUCACGUCUGCGGUGCAUCAGUCAGCGGGUGGAAGCGAGGUUUAAAAAGCAAACAAAAAUUACAGUAAUAACGAUGAAGCUAUCGGCAGCAUGUAAUAAUGGGUUUUAUGGCUAGUCAGGAGAUUUAUGUUAAUAAUUUAAUUUAUAUGAAAGCAGCGAAAUAAGUAAUGAUUGGUUUUCGAUGGAUGCGAGUAUAAUUAUGUGCAUUGGAGGCCGGAAAGGGUGUAAUGAUAGUAUGUUAUCAGUAUUUUAUUGAAAUGAGCUUCAACACCUAUGAUUUUUUUUGUUAUUUGAUAGUAUAUAGACUGAACUAAAAAACCAUAUGGAAGCUAGAGUAAAUUUGUAUUUUACUAUACAUAAUAUUAGUUGCAGAGGUUAAAAAAAAACGCACAUUUUUGAUAAUCUGUAUGAUUAGAAUUAUUAUUGAAUUUAAGAACGCUCAAGCGUGCAUUCAAAUUGGUAUGAGACACUUAAUAUUACACAGCUUCCGUGUACUGACAGCCAUGUAACCCCCCUUUAGCUCAAAGGUAAAAUUAGAAAAUAAAUACCGCUCAAGAUUCGACGCGUUCGGCGCCACUUUCGCCUCAACUUGUUACUCUCGAUAGGAUUUUGUUGAAAUCAUUUGUAAACUUGAUCCCUGUACAUAGUACUGUAGCAAAUGCAAAUACCCAUUAGACUAGUCCAUGAGGUGAAGGUUUUAGAGAGCCACUAAUAAACAACAAAAAAACACAAUGAAGGUGAAAACCAAGCAUCCGGAAUAAAUAGAGCAAAACAAAACAAAGCAUUGUAAAAAGUUAACCGAAAAACUAGACGUAAGUGCUAUAUAGCAAAUGGCGAUACAAUAAAGGGUAAAACUGUCUAUCAAUGUUCAACCAUGUUUUCAAAACUGUUUUUGUACACAAGUGACGGGGAGACGCAGGCUCAAACAUACGAAAAAAAAGAGGGCUGCAAGAGCCCAAAGAGUGCAACAAACUGUCAUCUAUUGGAAGGAGAAAUAAAGUGUUAAUGCUACUAUUUCAUAGAAA
Messenger RNA from Wyeomyia smithii (pitcher-plant mosquito), 12192 nucleotides. RefSeq lists its product as uncharacterized. The record is from RefSeq and is a predicted model, not a curated record. The transcript is spliced from 10 exons. Lineage: Eukaryota; Metazoa; Arthropoda; Insecta; Diptera; Culicidae. Bases 1444 to 2415 code for a protein of 323 amino acids.